AGGAGGAAGCGGCAGCAGCAGCUCAGCUGAUGAAGCCGAGGUGAAGCGUGCGGAAGCAGAAGGGCUCAUUCAUGACUUCACAGGUGUUUGUGUUCUACUUCGCUAAAAGUGUGGAGCUAACUGGAGUGAAGCAGGAGGAGGUCACUGCAGUGCCAACACCAAUCAGCAGCCAGGACCUUUGGAACCUGUUGGUACAGCGCCACCCGAGACUGUCCAUCCUUCAGGGUCAAGUUGUGUUGGCAGUGCGUCAGCAGUACGUUGACAUUGGCGACCAGGUGGUAACCCUGGGAGACGGGGACGAGGUGGCUGUUGUGCCACCUCUCAGUGGUGGAUAG
Messenger RNA from Limanda limanda (common dab), 335 nucleotides. RefSeq names its product molybdopterin synthase sulfur carrier subunit (gene mocs2). The transcript is spliced from 3 exons. The coding region runs from base 72 to 335 and encodes 87 amino acids. The record is from RefSeq and is a predicted model, not a curated record. Lineage: Eukaryota; Metazoa; Chordata; Actinopteri; Pleuronectiformes; Pleuronectidae. Gene Ontology annotation, biological process: Mo-molybdopterin cofactor biosynthetic process. Gene Ontology annotation, cellular component: cytosol.